GUUGAAUAAUGUCGUGGUUGGAGUGAGUGGUUGAAAGGACACAUUUUCCUCGAAAUACUGGAAAUGAUAAUGAAAACAAAUUCAAAUGAUCGAUUAAUUCACGUGAAUUUUGAUGUGCUCCCAGUGUUUAUAUGACUGAAGUACUGUUUGAAUUGUGUAGUGUAUGUUAUUUACAAAGACUCCAUCAUCGUAGAGGAAGCAUCAAAGAUAUCACCGAUGAGCCGAGGCGCAGCAGAUCUUGAUCUGUCGUGGAGACGGAUGCCGUGAGCUCUAUCCCAAGGAGCGCACGACGUCGGCGUGAUGAGCACAACCCGCCAGAAUGCGUCGGCGGCCAUUUUAAACCGGGAACUGACGCGUUUGUCGGCUCGAGAUGGCCGUCAAUCGCGGCGUACGCGCAUCCAGCCUCCUUGCGCACGCGCAAUCCCAUACUCCACCACGGCACUAUGAAAUGUGGAAACACGGCAAGUGGCGACAGAAAACGUCACCACCAAGGACAAACGCAGCCGUUAGGGUUCCCAGAUAGAAACUUUGUAUAGUGAAAUCCUUAGAGGCCUAAGUGUUACUUUUGUGUGUAAAUAUAGUGGUGUAUAGAUGUUAAGGAUGGCGGGCGAUAACCGAAGUGCGCGCGCGCCGCUGCUGGAGUGCGGAGGAUCUGAGUUCGCACAUCCGCAUAAGACUUCAGCGCCGAGAUGUUGCUUCUGGCUCGCGAGCCACGUCAAUGUGAGGAAGUGUGUCGCCGGCGUCAUGCUGCUAUCCGUCCUCACCAUAUUCUUCUAUACAUAUUACGUCACAGUACCUCUCACUAGUCUGGUGUGGCGCGACCGCGUCCCGCGACCGUUGUCGCAAUGCUCGUUGCUCGCGUCGCAGCAACAAGCGGCGCGCGACCACCGCAGUGACGCGCGUCUACGCAUUGACGCGAAGGUACUGGUGAUCGUCGAGUCGGCCUACUCGCGACUUGGACGCGAUAUCGCCGAACUGCUUGUCGCCAACCGUAUACGGUACAAGGUGGAAGUGGCGGGCAAGAGUCUGCCCGUACUUACCACUUUGGACAAGGGGCGUUACGGCGUGAUCGUGUUCGAAUCGCUAUCGAAAUACGCGAACAUGGACAAGUGGAAUCGAGAGCUUCUCGAUAAAUACUGCAGGGAAUAUUCCGUGGGUGUUGUUGCGUUCGCAACGCCCGGGGAAGAGACUCUUGUCGGCGCACAGCUGAAAGGAUUCCCUCUGUUCAUGCACACUAAUUUGAGGCUGAAGGACGCAACAUUGAACCCCGCAUCACCAGUGCUCCGGCUAGCGCGGGCCGGAGAAACGGCCUGGGGCCCUCUUCCUGGGGACCACUGGGCAGUGUUCAGGGCCAACAGUUCGACAUACGAACCCGUCGCUUGGGCACUUCGGCAGAAUGAGUACGGAUCCAACGAGGAGCGCAUGCCGCUAGCGACAGUGAUACAAGACCACGGCCGUUUGGACGGCGUCCAACGAGUUCUCUUCGGCUCCGGCCUACAGUUCUGGCUACAUAGGAUACUGUUCCUGGACGCGCUCAGCUACCUCAGCCACGGCCAGCUUAGCUUGAGCCUCGACAGGUGGAUACUCGUCGAUAUUGAUGAUAUCUUCGUGGGAGAAAGAGGUACUCGUCUUCACGAAGAAGACGUGGCGGCCAUGUUGGCGUCUCAGGCGGCGUUGCAAAGACUUGUUCCAGGCUUUAGGUUCAACCUAGGCUACAGCGCUAAGUACUACCAUCACGGUACAUCCUUGGAAAAUCAAGGCGAUGACGCUUUGUUGAGGAACAGGGAACAUUUUAAUUGGUUUUGUCACAUGUGGAACCACCAGCAGCCUCACUUAUACAACAACGUGACGCAUCUAGAAUCCGAGAUGAUGCUCAACAAACAGUUCGCCAUAGAGCACGGCAUUCCGACCAACUCAUCUUACUCCGUCUCCCCCCACCAUUCCGGGGUCUACCCCGUACACGAGCCGCUGUAUGAAGCCUGGAGGAAAGUCUGGGACGUCAAAGUGACCAGCACUGAGGAAUACCCGCAUCUCAGACCCGCUAGGUUGCGAAGAGGUUUUCGACAUAGAGGCGUGAUGGUUCUUCCGCGUCAGACUUGUGGGCUGUUCACGCACACGCUGCUUCUAGAAAGAUACCCCGGGGGCCGGCAUCGUCUCGACCGAUCUAUACAAGGAGGAGAACUCUUUCAGACUGUCAUCAAUAACCCCAUAAAUGUGUUCAUGACCCACAUGUCAAACUACGGAAACGAUCGGCUUGCCCUCUACACCUUCGAGUCCGUUGUGAAGUUCUUACGAUGUUGGACGAAUGUCAGGCUUGCGUCUGCGCCGCCUCUAGCACUGGCCGAUAAGUACUUCCAACUUAGGCCUGACGAGCUCAAUCCAUUGUGGGGGAAUCCAUGUGACGACAUCCGCCACCGUCGCAUCUGGUCGAAGAGUAAAUGGUGCGGGACCCUGCCACGAGUACUAGUCAUAGGGCCGCAGAAGACUGGAAGCACCGCCCUUUAUACUUUCUUGGCGAUGCACCCCGCUUUGGUGCCAAACUUGCCCAGCCCUACCACGUAUGAGGAGCUGCAGUUCUUCAAUAACAACAAUUACCUGAAGGGGCUUGACUGGUACCUGAACUUCUUCCCGCCGAAUAUGAGCAACACCACUCAGAUAACGUUUGAGAAGUCAGCUACAUAUUUCGACGGUGACCUGGUGCCGAGGCGAGCGCAUGCGUUGCUGCCCAACGCUAAGAUCAUUGCUAUACUCAUAUCGCCAUCUAAAAGAGCGUAUUCGUGGUACCAGCACAUUCGGUCGCACGGCGAUGCGGUUGCGAACAACUACACGUUCCAUACAGUCAUCGCGGCGAAUGAUUCUGCACCGAAACCCCUCAGGGAUUUGAGAAACCGCUGCCUCAACCCAGGCAAGUACAGUCACUACCUGGAGCGCUGGCUCGCAGAGUACAGCAGCCACCAACUCCACAUCAUCGAUGGGUCCCUGCUGCGCUCCGAACCGGCCGCGGUCAUGAACACGCUGCAGAAGUUCCUCAAGAUAUCGCCGCAUAUCGACUAUAAUAAGUUGCUCAAAUACGAUCCAAAAAAAGGAUUUUUCUGCCAAGCAGUAGGCAACGACCGGACGAAAUGUCUGGGUAAAUCCAAAGGUCGGAUAUAUCCGCCGAUGGAGGAGAAGUCGGCCAAGUUCCUGAAACGCUACUACACGCCGCACAACACUGCGCUCUCCAAGCUCCUAGUGAGGAUCGGCCGGCCCGUGCCGCAGUGGCUCAAGGACGAGCUCUCGUCUAACGGAUAGCAUAUCUUUCAACCUAUAAGGUUGGAACGAAAAAAGAAGGCGCUACAAGGCUUGAUCAAAGUCUGUGUCAUCAGGAUCCCUUGACGAGGCCAAGGGUCGGCGAUAGUACGACAGUCCUUAAGUUACAAACUGUGGGCGUACGUCGCGAAUCGCGUUACGCUAUUGUUCUUUCCAAGUGUUUCAAUGUGAGAGUAUCCUUGUUGAACAAAUAUCUUUGUCUAUCGAUUCUUGUAAUAUAAUGUUUUAAAGAGUGAUAUUAAACGACUUAAAGUUCUCGAUCUGUUGGAACGGGAUGAAGAAUCUAAUUAUUGUUUUAGUAUAAUUUUUACUGUAUGUAGUGUGGGGGUGUAGUAAAUGACUGUGUGUUCCCAGUGAACGGUUACGAUUCGACUUUGCUUGCCUGAUCAUGUUGUUUCUUAGCCAUAUUUAUAUGGACAGCGUCCGGCACUCGUGCGCCGGUCUAGGUGCUAUUUGUUAGUAGUUUCAUUCAACUUUAACACGUUUGGUUAUUACUAUUCGUCUCGAUUAUUUUAGUCGCCAUUAUGUUAUUAUAUAAUUCAUCAUGAUUUUAUGCUAAAUUUAUAACGCUUUGUAAUUAGGUAUUAAUAUAUUAUGUUAGACAUAUAAAAUGGUUGCAAAUAAUAUUUCAUUCCACGCUCUAACCGACCGUUGCUACACGCUUAUUUUAAUAUUUUUGUUUUUAUUACAAUGUACGUACCUGAUGCAAUAUGUAAAUUUGUAGUUAAUUUUGUACGUUUCAUAUAGAUGUAGUUCUAAUAUUAUUUUAAACAAUCUCCUUGUCUUUCUGUGCCAUAAAUAUGAAGUGACACAAGUGGCACUGGAAUAUAUUUUAUUUUAAUCAUUAUUUUUAAUCUAUACGUAUAUUUUACAAUAGAACAAAACACUAGUCUUUUACUAAAUGCGACAGAAUGACAUUCGUUGAACAUAGCACAAGCGUAUGGUUCGUGUCACAUGAACUGUCACACGCUUACUGAAUCACACACAUCCAUAUUAAAUUCAGUUACCGAAUUAGCCGUAAGGAUUUUUAAUAUACAUAUUGAAGAUGUCGCGUUAUUUUUAAAUAAAUGAUAAUAUCAAUGACGACCCAAUGAAUGAAACAUAAAUGUAUUCCGUAUAUAUUUUGAUAUGCAUAAAUUUAUCGGCGAGAUAACUCGGCAAGGAAGAUGAAAGUUUUUGUAAAACUGAUUCAUUAUAGGAAUUUUCUUACUAUUUGUUGUAAUAGAUGUCGGUACUUAAAACUUGUAAAAAUUCUUUUCUCGUGAAAAUACAUAGAAAAGUACAGAAAAAUAAAUAUAACGAAAUCGAUAUUUGAAUAGCGUUAAAUAAUAAUAUUUUUAUGGUACAUAAUUUUAUUACGUUUUUGUUUAAUGUUUGUCGAGAGGCUUCAUAUGAAAUUUAUUCAAACUCUGAUGUUCUUGAUAUAUUGUGAAGAUGUGUGUAACGUAGAACCGGCCUUACAAUGUUUAGAAGCGAGCUAUGAAACUGUACGGUGUUGCAAUUUGUGAACAUGUCUAGACAUGGAUCGUUUACAUCAGUCACUGUGACGUCACCGACGGCGCAUACCUACUUCUCUCUACUAUAUUUUGUGCUCCACUAGAAAAUUAUCAAGUUCGUAUCAGUGUGAAAUCAAUUAGACAGUGCCCUAAUCAUUUUCUGUAAUAGUUGUUAUUUCUUAUUAUCGUUUCUAACGGUACAGCCAAUGACUGCUCUUAAAAUGUGUUCUUUAUAAGAAAUUAAUACAUCACUUAUUUUAUUAAAUGAUUUAAACCUCAAA
Molecule: messenger RNA, 5086 nt
Organism: Helicoverpa zea (corn earworm)
Lineage: Eukaryota; Metazoa; Arthropoda; Insecta; Lepidoptera; Noctuidae
Gene: sfl
Product: bifunctional heparan sulfate N-deacetylase/N-sulfotransferase
Exons: 15
Coding region: 592-3291 (899 amino acids)
Cellular component (GO): Golgi apparatus
Molecular function (GO): heparan sulfate N-sulfotransferase activity; deacetylase activity
Source: RefSeq, a predicted model, not a curated record